Molecule: messenger RNA, 552 nt
Organism: Chlorella variabilis
Lineage: Eukaryota; Viridiplantae; Chlorophyta; Trebouxiophyceae; Chlorellales; Chlorellaceae
Exons: 3
Coding region: 1-552 (183 amino acids)
Molecular function (GO): protein binding
Source: RefSeq, a predicted model, not a curated record
AUGGAGCGGGACGAGCGCACCCUUGGGCCUCGCCACCCCGCCACCGCCAUGAGCAAGCACAACUAUGCCGAAGCGCUGAGCGACUCAAACCCACAGGAGGCGGAGCGGCUGCACCGCGAGGUGCUGGCAGUCAAGCUGGCCACGCUGGGCGCCUCCAGCGUCUCCACCGGCACCACCUACAACAGCCUGGGCCGCCUGCUGAAGCAGCGCGGGGCGCUGGAGGAGGCGGAGACCAUGCUUCGGGCGGCGCUGCAGAUCCGGGAGGCGCGCCCGGCAGAGUCGCACGACGCCGCCAUCACCCGGGACGAGCUGGGGUGCGUGCUGCAGGCGGCGGGGCGCACGGCAGAGGCGCGGGAGAUGCGGCUGCGCCGCGGCCGAGACAGCCUCAUCUGCUCCAACCCGCCCUGCUCCAAGUCGGCGCGCCAGGCGGGGGCGCCCCUCAAGGCCUGCGCCCGCUGCGGGGCGGUCUGGUACUGCGGCCGCGACUGCCAGCACGCAGACUGGGCUGCCUCCCACAAGCGGGUGUGCACGGCGCAGGCGGGGGCGGACUAG